CGCCUGUUUUCCGAAGCGGGUCGUCGUUCCCUGCAGCAGUUGGCGGCGGUCCUGGGCCCGGGCCUCCUCCAGGCACCGACACUGCUUGCUGCUGCUGUUGCUUGGCGAACGAGCCCAUGGCCGGCGAGGUGGUGCCCAACAGGGAAGACUCACUUUGCGAGAAGAGAGUAUUGAUGGCGUCCAUGGCAUAACCUACACCGCCCCCAUAAAAAGACAACAACAACCGCCGCCGUUGACUCGUUAUCGGUCACGGGGCGCCAUCUUUGUUUUUCUCCCUGUCACGUGUCUGCCCUGACUGGGCGGACAGAACACGCCGCUAAGAGACCGCUUUAUCCAAUCGCAGCUCGGCAGCCUGCCCCGACCGUCUGAUGGGCGUCCGUGUAGUCCAAUAGGACGCAGUAAUGCGUCGUAUAAGCGUUGAUGGGCAUUUGCCUUGUCCAAUCCAAGAGGGAGGUGGAAAUCCUCAUGUUCCUGAGUGCCAUUGUGAUGAUGAAGAACAGACGAUCCAUCACGGUGGAACAACAUGUGGGAAAUGUGUUCAUGUUCAGCAAGGUGGCCAACCUGAUCCUGUUCUUUCGUCUCGAUAUCCGAAUGGGGCUGCUGUACCUCACCCUCUGUGUAGUCUUCCUGAUGACCUGUAAACCACCUCUCUACAUGGGGCCGGAGUACAUCACCUAUUUUAAUGACAAGACCAUCGAUGAGGAGCUGCAGAGGGACAACCGGGUGAUCUGGCUGGUCGAAUUCUUUGCCAACUGGUCGCCAGAAUGUCAGUCGUUUGCUCCUGUCUACGCAGACCUCUCCCUCAAGUAUACGUGCACUGGGUUGAAGUUUGGCAAGGCUGAUGUUGGUCGCUAUGCCGAGAUCUCGGAAAAGUAUAAAGUCAGUACAUCACCGCUGAGCAAACAGUUGCCCACACUCAUCCUGUUCCAGGGAGGCAAAGAGGUGAUGAGGCGGCCCCUUAUCGACAAGAAAGGCCGAGCUGUGUCCUGGACCUUCUCUGAGGAGAACCUGAUCCGGGAGUUUAACUUGAAUGAGCUGUACCAACGCGGGAAGAAGGCCAGCAAGGGGAAAGAGAAUGCUGUCCCAGAGGAAGGUGGAGAAGCCGAGGAGGAGAGGAUUCUGGAGAACGGGAAUGUUGAGAGCAAGAAGGAGAGAUGAAGGGGUCACAGCCAUUGGCUGGGGGCUGACUGAGCUGGGGGGCAGUGGGUUAAACUGAGACGGAGCAAGAGGGAGGGAGGGGGGGAGAGAGAGAGACUAGGCAUUUCACUGGGACCUCCAUAGCGCACUUCCCCUUUGUCGGUACGCCAACAGCCUCGCCCACCCCCAGACCCUGAGGACCUUCGUGUUGUGUUCUGCCAGCCAGCAUUUCCACCUCUCCUUUGCUGCACAACCCACAGCGAGAUAGCUGUCUGUCACCAUCUCCCCAGCCCACAAAAACCCCCUCUGCUGCUCUUUAACGUCCUGCAGGCCCAGGGACCCUUGUGCGCACAGGCAGAUGCCAAUGGCAAGCGGAAUGCCACUGAAAUACCUGCUACCCUCUCUGUCCUGCUGCGCUCCUUGACCCCCACGUCGCCCUCAAAUCUCUCGUGGCGCCAUUGCCUAGGACAACAUUGAUGAGAAUGGUCAGAUUGUACCCAAAAUCAUUGCGCACACAGCGACUGUUCUCGUGUGAUCAGCUUUAAUUUAUUAAAGGGAAUGCUUCAUUUAAUACAA
Messenger RNA from Stegostoma tigrinum, 1713 nucleotides. Its product is annotated as thioredoxin-related transmembrane protein 2. The coding region runs from base 421 to 1158 and encodes 245 amino acids. Lineage: Eukaryota; Metazoa; Chordata; Chondrichthyes; Orectolobiformes; Stegostomatidae. The record is from RefSeq and is a predicted model, not a curated record. Gene Ontology annotation, biological process: brain development. The transcript has 8 exons. Gene Ontology annotation, cellular component: membrane-bounded organelle. Gene Ontology annotation, molecular function: disulfide oxidoreductase activity.